AUGGCUGAUGAACUAGUGCGGAACUUUGCCUCCAUCUGGCAGAAGACUCGUCAUGCCCUUCUUUAUGCCACGACCCGUCUGAAGUCGCAAGUGGACAAGAAAACAUGCCCUCCUCCCGAAUUCUCUCCUGGGGACAAAGUGUGGUUAUCAUCCAAAUAUAUCCACUUUAAGGAUCCUCAAAGUACAGAAGAGACGGCUGAUCCUACAGAAGGUGACACCAUGGUCCUGUACCUGGAUGUCCUGUUCCCGGAACUGAUCGCUCUUAUACCCGGACUGGUGAUCCACUCAUUUAUUAUAGUCAUCAAUGUCACUGACUGGUUGAAUGGAAGAUCGGUGACUCCUGUUGACUGGGUUGUAACUUUUCUUGGGAUUUCAAGGAUGUGCACUCAAUGUGCUGUUAUUAUGUAUAUGCUGUUAAGUAGUCUCUUCCUAACAAAAUUACAUGCAAUUCAAUGUAUUUUAGAUGUACUUUAUAUUUUCUUUGCUUAUACCAAUAUUUGGUUAACAAGUCUUCUGUCCAUUGUCUUCUGUCUGAAGAUCUCCAACCUCCGCACCAGACUGUUCCUGUAUCUGAGGAGGAUGAUAGAUCAGAGGACUGUGCAUUUCAUUGUAGGAUCAGUACCUCUUUCCUUUCUCAAUUGUUUGUAUCCUUUGUUAGUGGCCAUCACUGAGAUGAAGAAACAUGAAACAUUCAAUACAACCAUGGACAAUUUAUUAACAGAUUGCUUCUAUAUUGAUAUAUUCUACAGCCAUAUUAUAGGAUCCAUCAUCCCAAUACUUUUCUGUUCCAUCUCCUCCGUCCUCCUCUUCACCUCGUUGUAUCGUCACAUAACAAAGAUGAAGAUGAUCGGGAACGUAUCCAUCAAUCUGGAGACAUAUUACUCAGCCAUGACAUUUGUGUUUUUCACCUUUCUAUACAACUCUUCAUAUUUCACUCUCCAUUUUGUUUCAUCCUAUUUUUAUUUAAUACAUUGUAUGACACUUCCAUGGCUUUAUAUUGCCUUAGAUUUUCUACCAGUUCUACAUUCUUCCUACCUGAUCUACAGAAUCUCCAAACUGAGGAGUCACAUGUCCAAGGUUCUUCAGAACGUCAUUGAUUUAUUUUUCCAAAGGAGAGAUCCAGAAUAUAGAGAGGACAUAGAAAUGGUGGCUUAA
This is a messenger RNA of Hyla sarda, 1155 nucleotides long. RefSeq names its product taste receptor type 2 member 16-like. The transcript is spliced from 2 exons. The record is from RefSeq and is a predicted model, not a curated record. Gene Ontology annotation, cellular component: membrane. Gene Ontology annotation, biological process: sensory perception of taste; detection of chemical stimulus involved in sensory perception of bitter taste; G protein-coupled receptor signaling pathway. Gene Ontology annotation, molecular function: G protein-coupled receptor activity; bitter taste receptor activity. Lineage: Eukaryota; Metazoa; Chordata; Amphibia; Anura; Hylidae. Bases 1 to 1155 code for a protein of 384 amino acids.